AUGUCGAAGCAGAGAAGCACGCUCCACGAGAAACUCGCCCGCGCCAUCGCCAGACCUCCUCGCAUCCCGACGAGCAACCGGCCAUUCGAGGCAUCCCUCCGGCCGCCGGCACGCAACGAACGCCGCAACGACGGGCCGCCCAGCACCACCGCACCGGCUCCGGCGCCAUCUCCGACACCACCAUCCGGACCACGUCUGCCGGCAGUAGCGCGUGAGCGAACUAUCUGCUCGCGCCAGGAACGGCUAUACGCCGAGACGUCGCCCGCCGCCGACAACGGACAAAGCGUGCUGCUCGCCACGUUCGGGUUCACGCUAUCGGACCUGAACGACGACGACAACGGUGAGUCAACCACCGCAUCGGAGGAACGCCCGAUGCCGGCACCGAUGCCCGACAUCGAGUCACUGUGCAUUACGGAGCCCGCCACCGCAACUUCACCGGCGUCAAACGGGGGACCCGCGCCAACCGUACCACCACUAGCGACAACAUCGGAGCCCGCGCCGCAGUUCUCCUUCGCCGAGGCGCCCCAGCAGGCCGCCGCAUUGUCUCCGCCAUCAGCCAGGCCACCGUCCGCCGCUGCCAAAGCAACACCAGCUGCGCCGCCACAGCCACCACUGCCGACACCUCCACCGACGCCACCCGCAACGCCCGGGUAUUUUAUUCAGCCGCAACCAAUACCGACGCCGAUAUCUGCACCAACCGGGUACUUCACCCAGCCGCCGCACCACCGACGUCGCCGACUUCAUCUCCCGCCGGGUAAUCCGUCAUCCCCGGAGACGUGCUCCAAACCAUCCCCUGGAACCGGAUCCGACCAGGGCAGCGCCACCAGGUCCGCGGAUUCCGCGUCGUGGUAA
Monomorium pharaonis (pharaoh ant) is the source of this 852-nucleotide messenger RNA. RefSeq names its product vegetative cell wall protein gp1-like. Lineage: Eukaryota; Metazoa; Arthropoda; Insecta; Hymenoptera; Formicidae. The record is from RefSeq and is a predicted model, not a curated record. The transcript has a single exon. Bases 1 to 852 code for a protein of 283 amino acids.